Aegilops tauschii subsp. strangulata is the source of this 426-nucleotide messenger RNA. Lineage: Eukaryota; Viridiplantae; Streptophyta; Magnoliopsida; Poales; Poaceae. The record is from RefSeq and is a predicted model, not a curated record.
AUGCCGCAGCACCGCGCGCCGCGCUCCCCUGCAGACGAGCGCCCCUGCGCGUCGCGUCCAGCCAUGAGCCCACCCGCGCCCGUCGCCUCCGUCGGCGCCAGCUCGCCGCGCCCAGAUCGGCGCCUCCGCGAGCCACGCGCGCCCGACGACGCCAGCUCGCCGCGCCCAUCCGCGCCUCCACGAGCCACGCCCGCGCCCGUCGCCGCGCACCUCCGCGAGUUCGCACCCGCCCGCGCGCCUCCGUUAGCUCGCCGCGCCGUCCCCAACACUCUCUGCAGGCACGAGCGCCCCGCACCGCCCGAGCUGCACGAGAGGGUGAAAACUGAGAGGCCCGCCGCCGCCGAUGCCGCGCGGGCUUUGCCCAGCGGCGCUUGCCGGCGGUGGCGAGGGAGGAAGGCGGGGGAGGUGGCGUUCGGGGGCGGUUAG